This is a messenger RNA of Trichosurus vulpecula (common brushtail), 5156 nucleotides long. RefSeq names its product vexin (gene VXN). Gene Ontology annotation, biological process: neuron differentiation; neurogenesis. Lineage: Eukaryota; Metazoa; Chordata; Mammalia; Diprotodontia; Phalangeridae. The transcript is spliced from 6 exons. The record is from RefSeq and is a predicted model, not a curated record. The coding region runs from base 152 to 787 and encodes 211 amino acids.
AUCUGGAAUGAGAUGAGAUCACAGCAUCAGCCUGUCUUUUGUGGACCUGGACAAUGAUCACAGAGGCAGAUUGGAUUAGGGAAACCUCUUGACUGGAAGGAAGUUCAGAGCAGUCGCCAGAUAAAGGACAGGGAGAGACGGCUGGAAGAAAAUGCAUCAGAUUUACAGCUGCAGCGAUGAAAAUUUAGAAGUUUUCACCACUGUGAUUUCAUCCAAAGUGUCCAGUCCAGCCAGAAGAAAAGUCAAAAUAUCACAACAUCUUUUGACCAAAAGCGUGGUAGCAGUGACUGAUUAUCACAUCCAUGGGCCUCUGGAGCUUCUGCCCCACAGGAAUGAUCGACUUCAGGUCUUUUGCAGAGAUAGCGAAGAAAGGAGGUUUGGCCGCCUCCAGAAUGGGCAACAAGCACAGCCCCUGGCCAAAACCACAGCCAGACAUGUGGGAAUUUCUGAACCCAAACCAUUAAUUUUGUGCGGGAAUCGAGCAUAUGGAAAAUCUCUGAUAUCCCAGACCUCACUAUCAGUGCCCAGGAUCACGGUGAAACAGCCUCCUGCCAAUGAAGUAGCAGCAACAGAAGAAAGUGAUCGUCCUCUGACAAAGGAACCUAGAAGACUGGCUAGGAAGAUGCCUGAAGAUGAUCCAGCCUUUCCCCAGGGAGCAGAAGCCUCUGUACCGCUGACAGGCAGAACUAGCUGCGGCACCCCCAACAUCCUCCGCAAAAUGUGGAUGAAGCACAAGAAGAAAUCGGAAUAUUUGGGAGCCACAAAUUGCGCCUUUGAGGCUGACUGAAAGGUGACCUUUCCUCCUGGAGCUGCUGAGUUCUCCAAAUUUCAGACUGCUUUUGCAGUGGCAAUGGCUCUUUCCAGCUCCAAAUAGCUAAGUAAGGUCCUUUAAUAACACAAUAAUACAAGGUGUUGAUCACACCCUCCUCUCCUAGUGGGUAAUCCAGAACAUAGCAUUACUCCUCCCUUUUCACAAAUCUGCCUCCCUUGAGAUGGAGGAAAAGGAUGUCCCCCCAAGACAAGAUAUAACCAUCUCUUAGCAGUCAGUCACAGGCCUGAAAGGGAUCUUGAGUUGAUGUGCAUCCCAUACACCUGUUUUCCAGCACGACUUUGUCUGACACAAACUUCUCUUUCCUAUUUUUAAAGACCUUCAUAGGAGGUCUCCUCUUCUGUGGUUUUUCAUCUAUAUGAUAAGGGGGCUGGAUUACAUCAAGAGUUCUUAGCCUAGGGUCUUUGACCUUUUUAAAACAAAUACAUAUAUUUUGAUACCUAUAUUUCAAUAUAAUUGGUUUCCUUUAUCAUUCUAUGUAUUUUACUUUAUGGGCUGCUAGAUGGCACAGUGGAUAGAGUGCCAGCUGUGGGCAAGUCUCAACCUUCAGUUUGCCUCAGUUUCCUUAUCUGUAAAAUAAGCUGGAGAAGGAAAUAGCAAACCACUCUAUUAUCUUUGCCAAGAAAACCCCAAAUGGGGUCACAAAGAGUCAGACAACUGAAAAACAACUCAACAACAAUAAAAACUUACUUCAUAUAUUUAAAAACAAUAUUGUGGGAAGGUAUCCAUAGGUUUCACCAGCUGCCAAAGGGGUCCUUGACACAAGACAAAUAAUGAUAAAAUAGGUAAAGAACUCCAGGAUUAGAUCUCUAAAGCCUGUGAGAGUCUUCAACUUCCCACAGUAAUCUGCUACACUGCUCCUGACUCUGAUGUCAUUGUAAGGAAUGGAUGUUGAGUCACCAGGAAGCACAAUGGUCCUUUCUGUGCCUUGUGCCACAUUCACUUGCUUAUUCAUUUCUUUUUAAUGAGUAUUCAUAUCUGGUAUGAUAAAGCACCGAAAGACAUUCUUUUACUAACUCCAAAUCAGCUUCAGUCUGUCAUCAAGAUGUUUCUGUCAGGACUUUGGCCACCAGGCACGUGUGAAUUCUUAGUUCUUUUAUGUGCAAAACAUUCUGGAGAAAUGACUAGGAAUUAAGUGCUAAGAGUCAAUAUAUUCAAAAGCAUCAUAGUUUAGUGGAAAAAAUACCUUAUAUUCGUAUAGUGCUUUUAACUUUUCAAACUGUUUUCACAGCCAUUAUUCCAUUUCAUCCUCUCCUAAUUCCUGUUAGGCAGUUAGGGUAAGUCUUAUUAUCCGUCUUUUACAGAUGGGAAAACUAAGACACUUGCCUAUGAUCAAACAGCAAUUUAGUUGUCUAGCAGAACUCAGACCCAAUCCCCAAUCUUCUUUCCACGACAAUGUGCUAAGGAAUGAAGAACUUGUCUUUGCACAUGCUCUAUAACCUAAUUGUAUAUAUGACCUUGGUCCUAUCGUUGACUUUGUGUGUGUGCCUCUUUUCCCCUCCCAGAAAUUUUAGGAAAUAAUGCCUGCUCCCUCAAUAUUUCAGAGUAAGCUGUAAGAGUAAAUGAGAUCUUUUUUUUUUGGAGGGGGGAAGGCAGGGCAAUUGGGGUUAAGUGACUUGUCCAAGGUCACACAGCUAGUAAGUGUGUCAAGUGUCUGAGCCUGGAUUUGAACUCAAGUCCUCCAGACUCCAGGGCAGGUGGGUGCUCUAGUCACUGAGCCACCUAGCUGCCCCAAAUGAGAUCAUUUUUGCAAAUACUUAAAACUUCUUCGGCUUAAAUUACUCUAUCACGAUUUCCCUUUUGCAAACAAGUAAGAACUUGGAGGAAGACAAGGAUCAAGAAGAAUCCAUCAAAGAUUUCUAGUCUAAACAACUAAAACUGGUAUGUCUAUAAUGAUCACCCUAAAUAGGGAUUCUUAAGCUGAAGUCCCUGAAUUUGUUUUUCUUUUUUAGUACUUCCAUAACUAUCUUUCAAUAUCACCAUUUCCUUCAUAAUCCUAUGUAUUUUAUGGUAUGUAUUCAAAACACUACUGAGAAGGAAUCCAUAAGCUUCACCAGACUGCCAAAAGGGUCCAUGGCACAAAAAAACUUAAGAACACCAGCUCUAAACUGUCUCGCCCAAAUUUUUAGGAGAAUGCCCAACCGUUUUUGUCUUAGGCCCCAGUCUCUCUUCUUUCUCCUUUGGGGCAAUACCUCUUAGUUUGCAUUGAUAUGACUAGGUGAGAACCUGCUUAACUACAGAUGAAUGUAAUUACAAAUAUAAUACCCCAUUCCCAGAUGCCAGGAAGACUUGUUUCAACCACACACCACCCCCACCUGCAAAAAAAAUCCUGAAAUAGUUUUUUAAAAAAUGCUUUCUGGCCUGGGUUUGUUUAAAACACGCUUACAUAUGUAUUUACAUGCUCAUAUAUUUCUUCAGUCUUCAAAACUAACCUUUAACCAAAGAAAAUAAAUCACUUGAAUGAACUUCUGCCAUAUGAUGAAGAAAACCAGCUUUUUAUAUGUGGCAAGAGAGAGUAACAAUAACUCACUAGAAGAUCUUUGUCAGUGAAAUUUGAAAGAACGAUCUUUAAAAAAAAGCAUUAUGCUUUGAGAUUAAGAUGACCUCUGCUUUUCUUGUCAUCCCCUUUUUGAUCAGAUUUAGAGUAUGACUAUUAGUAUUUUCUUUCUUUUACACAACUUUCUCUACUGCCGCUGCUUUGGUUUACACCUGAAGCCUCAUAGUCUUGUUUGGGCCAUUAAUCGGAAUGUGUCUUAUUAUAUAAAAAAACAAAUGGCUUUGACCAUUCCCACAUCCCAUAAUACCAAGCUAUUUUAAAAAAAUCCCAGUCUAAUGUCCUUAAAGCAUGACUACCAAAGGGAAAAAAAAAACUACCCAGGCAGCUUAUUCUGAUAAGAUAGCCAUUACCAUUUAGGCCCUCCCUGUCAUGAAAUUCUUCUGAUUUACAGCUGGAAGGAUCUUUGGAGAAUCAUGCUGUACUCACAUAGGAAAUAGCAUGGCCUAGUUAGCCCUGUACCCCAAGAACACUGCUCAUUCAGUGUGACUCAACCUUCAUACUUCCUUCACCUAUAGGGCCACCAACUCUGACCUACCUCUUAGAAAAUGUUUGUACAAAUGAACUAAUUAAACACUGUAAAAUUUGGUGGUAGGGAAAUUAGAGAUGUAAACCUGGGGGGACAUUAAAUUAUUUCCAGCAAAUGCUCCCCCUUUUUCCUUUAGCAGCUGCUUUGAGGGGAGUUUUCAUAACUGAAUGGGCAAGAAAGGGACAAACCCUUUAAAUAUGGUUCGAUGAAAAGAGCACUGAACUUGGAGUCAGAGGACCUGAAUCCCCAGUUCAACCUCUUAAAUUACCUGUGUAACCAUGAAAAAGUCACUUAACAUCUGUGGGCCUCAGUUUUCUCAUCUAUAAAGUGGGGGCGCAGGGGAACUAAAUGUCCUCUAAGGUCCCUCCCAGCUCUACAUCUAUGAACUUUUAAAAGAAUCGGUCUCGCAGGAGUUGGGACAAAGUUUGUGCACAUGAGGCAACUGAUUAUAUGUGUAGAAUUAGAUUUUCCUUUUCUCCUUGACAAUCUUAUGGACAUCAUCAUUUUCUUUUAUUCCCCCCAAUAUUUACCAAGUACUCUAAGGUUCAUGGCUUGCCACUGUGUGCCCUGCACUAGAAAGUUCAGAACGCAUGAAGGCCUGAAGAGCUUACAUUCUACUCAUUUCCAUGCCCUGGUUACAACAUGGGACUUGGGUUCAUUUCUUAAGGCCCGCAUUACUAUAAGGAAAUAGCUAGUACAUGGACAUUCACUGUUCCCAGUCUUAAAUAUUACUUUAUCCCUAAAUUCCCCGAUGAAUCACAAGUUUAAGAGUAGAGUGACCCAACCCAACCCAUCAAGGCAUGAGGAGUAAACAGAACCAUACCUCCAUAUCUUACAGUCUAACCCACCAAAUUCAACUUGUUGAUAACCUGCCCAUAUUCCCCAAACAUAAUUCUUAAGCUUGGGCCUUAAGUGCUGUGAUGAAGGUCUACUUUGGGUUCUAAAUAAUGGCACAUUUAAGCUAUCUAGGAUUUGGGUGCUGAAAGGUUGGAAUGAGACUAGGGAACUGGACCCAAUCUACCAAUCAACAGCUUGAGAUGUUAUCUAUUUUUGUUUUAAUUUAUUUAAUUUAUAACAAAUUUCAGUACUUGUACAUGGAGAAUUAUGCAAAAUGUAACUUAUUGAAUAUUUAUUUCUAUAAUGCCAAUAGAGUGCUGUUCUCAUGUGGUACAUAUUUUGCCUCAUUCAAAUAAAAGUAGUAGGUAUGCUUUGUAUGUGACAUGAAUAAAAGCAAUAGGAAAUGC